Pseudozyma hubeiensis SY62 is the source of this 336-nucleotide messenger RNA. RefSeq lists its product as hypothetical. The coding region runs from base 1 to 336 and encodes 111 amino acids. Lineage: Eukaryota; Fungi; Basidiomycota; Ustilaginomycetes; Ustilaginales; Ustilaginaceae. The transcript has a single exon. The record is from RefSeq and is a predicted model, not a curated record.
AUGAGUGUUACUUUUGCGAUUCUUCGCAACGCUUCCGAAACAAAAGAGUCAAUCAGCCCUAAAGAGAAGAAAUCGGACCACUAUUGCAUCCGAAAACCAACUCUGCCCGAGCCGAAAAUCACACCACAUCGCGUUCAGCAAGGCUGUCUUGAUGCAUCUGCACCUCACCGCAAGCCACCGUCUUGGCAAGUACCUCGUGCUCUGUUGACAGCGUUCGUGAUUCGACGGGUGAGCAUCUAUAUCCCUAGCAACCACAGUGGUGGAAGCUCGGCGUUGGCCAGCAUUGAAGCUAUAAAUCGCAGGGCUUGUGUACCGGAACAAAUUAUUGGAGAUUGA